AUGACUGUUUACCUCAUAUUUGUCUGUCCCCGUGACAGGCAACAGCCCCCGCCGGAGGUCCGCGGGCAGCCGAUCCACGUGAGGAAGCGGCGCCCCCUUGCUGCGCUCGCGUUUAGCUGCGGCUGAGCCGGUGAGGUCAUCACCGCGGCUUGUGGAAGCCUGUACUGGAGAGGCCAGUAGAAACGGUCGCUGCCUGUGGGUUCUUGGUGGCACCUCGUGACCUGGAAGCAGCAACGCUUCGGCAGGCAGGUGCUUACUGCGGAGGAAGGGCUGCUAUACGAAGAGGAGGAUGGGAGCUGCUGGCCGCCCGCGUAGACAGUGUACUGCCAGGCGGCAGGUAGCGACGACAGCGGCUGGGGCUUCCCGGGAAGAUGCAACGCUCUAGUGACGGUUUCCCCCUGUGCAUGGGAGGUGUGCCCUGAUCUUUACUUUCCUAUUUCAGCACCAUGACAUCCACACCACAAACCCUGCACUUCAAUCUGCUGCGUCCAGAUGGCAACCCAGAACGCAUCCUGAGUUGUGAGCAGGAGAUUGAGCGGCGCUAUGAGAUUGUACCCUCAGUUGUGUGUUCCAUGUGCUGCCUCUUUGGGAUUAUCUACUGUUUUUUUGGUUACCGCUGCUUCAAGGCAGUGAUGUUUCUGACUGGUCUGAUGUUCGGCUCCAUCAUCAUCUUCAUGCUCUGCUACAAGGAGCGGGUUCUGGACACACAGCUCAGCGUAGAAGCCAGUGUAGGCAUUGGCCUGGGCAUUGGAAUUUUAUGUGGCCUCGUCACAAUGCUGGUUAGAAGUGUUGGCCUCUUUAUGGUGGGGCUACUCUUGGGACUCCUGGUGGCUGUGGUGACGCUGGUUGUCAUGGAGCAGUUCUACCACCCUACUACAGUUUGGAUUCCACUUGGUUUGCUGCUGGGAACAGGCAUGUUGUUUGCUGUACUUACCUUGCAGUGGCAACGUUGCUUCACCACUCUUUCCACAGCGGUUUUUGGCAGUGCCAUCAUCACAGUCACAGUGGACUACUUCAUUGAGCUCUUCUUACUCGUCAAGUAUGUAUAUGACAGAAUCAAGGUGGCACCGCCAAAACCUCUCUGUUGGUUUAGCUGGGUCAUUCUUGGUGUAUGGCCAAUGCUCACUAUUCUUGGAGUUCUGGUACAAUGGAAAGUGACUGCAGAGGGAUAUUCACAUACAGAGGUGAUUAUUAGCCGACAACAACGCAGAGUGCAGCUCAUGAGAAUCCGGCAGAAGGAAGAACGCAAAGACCGCAAAAAGAAGAAGCAGCACCACCAACACCAGCAGAAAUCAGUCCACCAGGAACCAGUCUACCGGCGGAAGCCUAACCCCAUCCGACGAUUUGAUGGAGACGUUCUUUCCCCCCAGAUCCAGUUUCCUGCAAUGGUGCAUUUACCUGCUUGCUUGGCAACUAAGCCUGGCUCUCGCAAUCUGGACCACUUGAGUUACAUUCAAAGUUUCCGGGAACGACAGACUGGGAACUCACUUGUUAGUGGCACCCGCACCAUUGUGGACCUGGACUAUGACUGCGGCUCGACGGUGCCUUUAACUGCUGCUGCUGGACCUGCUGUCCGUGUCUAAUGCCCUGUGGGGGUUUGUCUUUGUAUCCUGCUCUACUGGCAUUCAGACUCAUGAGAAAGCUGAUGCCAGGGGGCCUUCUCUCUCACUCAGGAUUCCCAGAGCUGGGCCCUGAUCUCGACAAACAUUUCCGAGAGAGGCCUGAACUCUUAAAAUGCACGUUUACACAUGUGGUGGGACUCUGGGUUUUCUGGAAGCUCACUCAAUGUUGCAGUUUGAAUCUUUUUUUUACCUUUAGAAGUUCACCUUCAGACAAACAGUGAAGCAAGGCUUUCAUGACCUAUGUUUGUGGGCACCAGGUGCCAUUGUGAAGUGUGCUGAUACAGAGUGAUGCUUAAUCCUUGUACAGAUCCUUUUUUACAUGCAUGUUUACAGAAACAAAUUACAUUUGGAUCUGUCUUCAUUGGACUGGAUUAUUUGAGGACUGUUUACUGGCAGAUAGAUCCAUGUAUGGAGAAGUGAAAUAUGCAAAUGGAAUAUUAUUUCUCUGGACAUUGUGUCAUUAAUGCAGAAUUAAAGUAGUACAUUGAGUUGCCAUCAUACAUCUUAUAAGGAGUCAGCUGCCUCACACUGCCAUCAACAAAGUAAAACAAGAGGAAUCUGAGUGCGUAUUGCCUGAAAGCAGAUCAUCUGGAGCAAAAUUAUGUCAGAGCACUUCAGAUGAGACAUUGGACCAAUGAAGGGCUGCCAUCCUGGAAACAUAUCCUCCAAAGCAGAGUCACACAGGGUUGACUGCAGCAUCCCUUAAAGCAGAAUGAGAGUGGGUUAGCACCAAAUAUAUGGAGAAGUGCUUUCCUAGAAAUGGGUGGCCUUAUGCACCGCUACACUGGCUUUGCACUGAUGCAGAGAGAUGCUGAAGGAAUUGAGGACAUCAUUACUUGAGCCAGUUUGGACCAGUUGGAGCCAAUUUUUGGUCCUGACUAUGUUCCAUAUUGCACUGUGAGUAGGAUCUGGCAGUUUGUAAGAAGGAAGUACCCUAGUUUUGCAGAACAGAAGAUGAGUGCAGCCUUCCAUCUUUUUUUGUCUGAGUUUUUUUCAAGCCAUAGCAUUAUUUGCUCCUUUUACUGGAACAAGUCCCUUUGUAACAAGUGCAUAAUAUUGACUGAUCAAACUGCAGUGGUGGAUUUUCUUCUGGAGAUCUGAUGAAAUCCACCAAAUUUUCCCUACCCUGUGUGUGUGGACUUACCUGUUGUAGUGUGUGACAUAUUUCAUUCAGUGAAGUGGCGGUGCCAGAGUAUCAAGACAAGCUGCUGAUUGUGUUGUAGCUACUUUUUCCUCCCUGGUUCUUUUUUUAGAUCCUUGUGGCAGUGCCCUCUUCUGCUUGUCUCUAUAAAUCUGUGAGAAAAAGGAAGCCCUGAAGUAUGAAUAUAUAUUUCAAGUCAAUUUCAAAAUGUGUUAACCACCUCUUACCCCUAAUUUUUCCUUAAAUACUGUUCCUAAAAAGAAACAUUGUGACAUUUGUUCUGAAAGGCAAAAGUUGUAUUUAGAUUAAUUAAAGGGGAAGUACACUUUUCUUGAAAUGUAGGUUCAUUACAGCACUUAUUAGCACCUACAUCACUACACCUAGCUAUUAUUAUGUCUGUUGUUUUCAUUUUUCCUGUAGGCUACUCAGUUUCAAAGUAACAAAUACUGCUAAAAUCAAAUUGAUUUUCUAUGUGUCACCAUUACAUAUGUUUUAUACAUGUCAAAAAGGCCGCUUUCUGACCAGGAGAUGAUAGUGGUAUCAUUUUAUCUGUCCUGUCUCAUACUCAGGAAGAAGGAGGAAGCUUCAUCUUUCAUUGUUGGUGUUUAGGAAGCAUUCUGCUAGAAAUGAACACAACCAUGUUGUCACUUUAUAAUGAUAGUGUAAUUCACAUCUUGAUAUUCUGUUACGUAUUUCAAAAUGUAAAUAGAAAGCAUGCCUUAGGUUCAGGCUACUGAACUGAUUUAAUGUCCACUGGCAAACAUCCUUUCUUGUACCUCAUGUUGCCAGGGUGGGAUUCAGGAUGCUGAAAUAAAUUAAAUGGCUUGAAAAUGGAUGGAUGGUUCAGUAACGUCUUCAAUGUACACAAUGGUGACAGGACCAGCUGUAAAAUAGAUUAGGUAACUUGAGUAAACGCAAGAAUGGAUGAAGCAGUUUACAAUAAAAAUCUGCUAACACAGAUGCAGCUGUCCGGCGUGAGCUGGCAGUUUAAGUCAGUCAGUCAGUUAUUGUCCAACCCACUAUAUCCUAACACAGGGUCACGGGGGUCUGCUGUAGCAAAUCC
This is a messenger RNA of Polypterus senegalus (gray bichir), 3826 nucleotides long. RefSeq names its product transmembrane protein 198a (gene tmem198aa). Lineage: Eukaryota; Metazoa; Chordata; Cladistia; Polypteriformes; Polypteridae. The coding region runs from base 447 to 1583 and encodes 378 amino acids. The record is from RefSeq and is a predicted model, not a curated record. Gene Ontology annotation, biological process: positive regulation of canonical Wnt signaling pathway. Gene Ontology annotation, cellular component: plasma membrane; cytoplasmic vesicle. The transcript is spliced from 6 exons.